AUCUGUUGCAUCCGAAACGCCUUGUGCGCAGCAUCCCGCCAAGAAGCUAGAAGGGGGUGGAAUUAAUUUCGAAAACGCCAGCAGUCGCAUAAGUAGUCGGAUUUGGGCUAUAAAAACGAACCCCCUGCUGUAACUGUAAUAAAGAUUGUAUCGAACGGAUGAAGAGCGUAACUGUUGCGCGUUUCGUGGAAUGCAUAAAAAGAAUCAAUGUUGCAGCAUUUAAUCGUGAUUUGAAACGUAGUAGAAAGUAUUUCAUCCGUUACUAUCACCUUUAAUUGAGAGCAACACAGACGAGAAUCGGGAAUAGCGAUAGCCUAGAAAAUGCAGCUAAAUGCAGUUGCUUAUCAUUCCCGCCUUAAUCUUGCCCGUUCUUGCAAAUCGCCCUCAAACGAACCCAACCAUUCACGCGAUGAAGUUCGCAGCAAUUAUUGUAGGAAUUGUGUUGCUCUCCUUUACCGUCAGCAGUAGGAGUGCAACACCACGCGGGCGUUACCGGCGCACGAUGGGAGCCGGCGAGAGCUUCAUCAACUGUUUGGCAAUCGGAAACUCAACGCAGCGCAUCUGUUCCUACGACCUUGACCUGCUGAAUGCGAUCGAACGGCAGCAAGGCAACGGAAGUCGCCCGUGCCCGGAAGGAAGAGUUUUUCGCCGCCACUGCAACGUAUGCAAAUGUGGCCGGGCUGGUGCGUUUGAGUGUAGUACCGAUCUGUGCGGGGAGGAUUUCUUUCACCCGACUGGUUUGCCACGAUACUGGUGAGAGUGUGUGUGUGUGUCGGGACAGUGCAUAAGAGGGGAAGUUGUUUGGUCGAUAGAGUAAUUGCAGUAUCUGUUAAGCUCCAUGUGAGGUAGGGUAUAAGGUUUGUUUUGCAAGUGAAUAUAAUCGCCCUGUAAUUUGGCAUAAUUACAGAUUGUUACAAUUUUAAAUAGCAAGGAACGUAAGGAAAGCAUCUCCGGAAAAUGCCAGUUAUGGGUGUUGCAACUGGGGAACACUAUGUUUAUUCUGAGUGAUGCUUUCGUAUCUGGUACAUAAAUAUCUGUAUGCUACUUUAA
Messenger RNA from Anopheles coluzzii, 1050 nucleotides. RefSeq lists its product as uncharacterized. The transcript has 2 exons. The record is from RefSeq and is a predicted model, not a curated record. Bases 332 to 757 code for a protein of 141 amino acids. Lineage: Eukaryota; Metazoa; Arthropoda; Insecta; Diptera; Culicidae. Gene Ontology annotation, molecular function: peptidase inhibitor activity.